Fusarium graminearum PH-1 is the source of this 1065-nucleotide messenger RNA. RefSeq lists its product as uncharacterized. The transcript has 5 exons. The record is from RefSeq and is a predicted model, not a curated record. NCBI's taxonomy places the organism in Eukaryota, Fungi, Ascomycota, Sordariomycetes, Hypocreales, Nectriaceae. The coding region runs from base 1 to 1065 and encodes 354 amino acids.
AUGUCUUCUAUUUCCGAAUCAUCCGUGCGGCGUGCCUGUGAGAGCUGCCGAGAGACUGUCAGGAGAAAGAGGAGGGCAUCUAGAUCGUCUUCUCCUCUGCCAGAAGUGACCCCAUCACCAACUUCACUGGACAAUGCAGUAGACGAAUACCGAGGGCGGCUGUACUUCCAGCCCCUGCCUCUCUUUGACCCUCAAGGUCUGAGAGAACGUAUCCAGAGAUCCCCCAUGUUUCUGCAAUGGAUCUUUCUCGCACUUGCUCUCUCGAAUCUUCCUUACGAUGCGAGCAGCGCCAAAGAAGCUGACCUUAUUCAUUCUCAUGCGAGGGCCGCGCGAGAUACAGUUUUGGAGCUUGCCAUGCGAGGAACAGCCCGGCUGGAAAUCUCACAGGCAUUGUGCUUACUCGCACUCGGCGAUAUACUUGAAGGAAGACCGGCCCUCGCUCUCAUGACGAUAGGAGCUGUCUGCAGACUUGAACUCGUCCGCGGAGCAGGAUACGCCGAAUCCCCCAGCGACGCCAGUCUACGAUGUUACUGGAGCGUCUUUAUUCUAGAAAAGGGCUUCACACCCCGUUUCACGCUUCUAUCUCAAACACACUCAAAGCCAGAAUAUCCUCGCAGCGCACGCGAACCCUCACCGCCAGCAUACAUAGGCGACGAAGAGUACGCGCCAGACUUGGUCACCAUCCGCGAUGACCUACGAACAGAUCCUGGAAUUACUUCACAUGCUUUACAAAGCAUGUCCAGCCAAGCGCACGACAACAACAUGAUAAGUUUCCAGCCGUCCAAGAUCUGGCAGCUCAUCGAUACGGAUAUAAUGGACGCUGUGGCGCCGCAGCCGACGAGCGGAGAAGCGGUGGGGAACCAGGCUGAUGCGUCCAAGACGACUGUGAGCGUGCAGACGACUUUUGUUCAUCCUGUUGGUGAGAGAAGGGCGGAGCAGCGGCAGACUAAUAUGGCUGAGAGUCUUGUGAGUGCGGGGGAUCUGUAUGAAGGGCUGGAGCAGUAUUCUUUGGAUAGUAUAUUUUCGCAACCCAUGUUUAUAGAUCAUGCGUGGUUGCAUGUAUAG